This is a messenger RNA of Fimicolochytrium jonesii, 3400 nucleotides long. Its product is annotated as Endonuclease/exonuclease/phosphatase. Lineage: Eukaryota; Fungi; Chytridiomycota; Chytridiomycetes; Spizellomycetales; Powellomycetaceae. Gene Ontology annotation, molecular function: catalytic activity. The record is from RefSeq and is a predicted model, not a curated record. The transcript is spliced from 4 exons. Bases 463 to 3123 code for a protein of 886 amino acids.
CAGUGGAUCCUCAUAUAUGAUACAAGAGGCAUUCAAGUCAUUCUAAAUUCUCUACCAGAUGAUAUUCUUGCCGGAAACGUACAUACGCGCUCCACUUAGUACCUGACGUGCUGUCAAAAAUAACCGAUAGCAAAUUUUCGCGAGCUCCAUGUGGAAGUAUCCCGUGGAGUAGAGCUACAUACAUACUUACACAUAUGCAUUCCGCGGGUAACCAUAAUGACUUCCCUCAUGACGAGAACGAGGUAGAGAACCGCCGAAACGUGCAUGUAUGGCUACAUCCACGUAUGUCCAUCAGGCCGCUGGUAUUCCGUCGAGCAUGUUGGGUCGCCGGUAAGUUUAAACUAUCAUGAUCACCUUGUGCAAAAACAACAAAUUAGCGGAUCUGUGGAGUGAAUCGGCAAUUUACGAAUGUAAUCUGUACGGCGCCCCACUCUGUCGUCGAGGGGGGAAACGACCCUCAGGAUGUUCCCUAUAUAUACUGCGAGCCUUUUCCUUCUGUCCGCCGUGAGCGUUCUCUCUGGCGCCGUCCUCGCCGAGAAGAUCUCUGAGAUCAACGGACCCACCCACUACUCGCCGCUGGUCGGAAAGAAUGUCACGGAUGUCAGGGGUAUCGUCACUCUCAAGAACGCAAAGUCUACCAACGUUUGGAUUCAAGACCCGCAUCCGGACGCUGAUGUUAACACCAGCGAUGGUAUCCUCUUGUACAUCCCAGCCGCCAACAAGGACGCCCUCAAUGUUGCUCAGACUCUGCAAAUCGGCGACUACGUCUCGUUGAACGCCGCGGUCAAGGAAUUCGCAUCGAACCCGGAUGAUCUUUUUCUUACUGAACUCGACUUUAUCACCAACCUGACCAAGCUUCCCAACCCCGAGAGCUUGACGGUGUCCCCCGUAGUCAUUGGUCAGGAUGGGCGCAAGCCUCCAGUAAAAACUGUCUUCGCCAAAUGGGAAGAUGGUCCGGAAUAUGAUGCCGAGAAGCCAACCGACCAGGAAUGGUUCAAGACGUACUCCGCACUCGACGUGGCAAACAAAGGACUCGAUUUCUACGAAAGCCUUGAGGGAUCUCUCGUUACCAUCAAGAACCCCGUCGUCAGUGGCCAACCGUUCUCUGGCCAGUUCUUCGUUCUUGCCGACAAAGGUCAGGGUGCCACUGGACGCAACGCCGCUGGCGGCGUCACCAUGUACCGUGAUUCGGAGGGCAGUGACAACAACCCUGAGAAGAUCUUCAUCGGUACUCCGUUUGGCGCAAAGCAUCCCGCUGAUCUCGCCCUCGGGGACGUUGUCUCCGACAUCACUGGUGUCCUCACCUACAACCAGGGCGCGUACACUGUCUUCCCCAGGGAACCUGUCACCGUCGUUGAGAAAAACAAGAACGUGUUCCCUCCCGCUCCCGCCACCCCCCAGGACGAGUUUGCCAUCGGAUCGUACAACAUGGAGAACCUCGCUGGAAACGCUCCCCAGGCGAAGUACGACGCCAUCGCCAAGCAGCUUGUCCAGCAUCUUGGUGCGCCUGCGAUUUUUGUGGCCAACGAAAUUCAAGAUUUCAACGGCGCCCAAGAUGGAUCGACGGAUUCGACCGUUACCGUCAACCGCAUCAUUGACGCUGUUGUCAAGGCAGGAGGACCCACCUACAAUGCCACCUGGAUAAACCCUGAGGAUCUGAAGGACGGUGGUGAGCCCAAAGGCAACAUCCGCUCCGUUGUGUUUUACAACCCCGCUGCAGGCGUUACCCUGACCCCAGGACGGGCUGGAAGCGCUACCGAAGCGGUGAAGGUUGUCAAGGACGGCCCAAGAGCAGGGUUGACUCUCAACCCUGGUCGUAUUGAUCCUACCAAUGUGGCCUGGGCUGACUCGCGCAAGCCCUUGGCUACUUCUUUCGACCUGGCUUCUGGAGAGCGCGUGUUCAUCAUUGCCAACCACUUGUCGAGCAAGCGGGGGGGCAGUAAGCAGUACGGGGCCCUACAGCCUCCUCGCCAAGGAGCGUUGGAAAACCGAACACUGCAAGCCAGACUCAACCGCGCCUUCGUGGAGGAGCUCUUGGCGGUCGACCCCGAUGCCAAGGUUGCCAUUGUCGGUGACCUUAAUGACUUCACUUGGACCACCUCGAUCCAGACCAUGAUCGGAUCGUUGCCCGGCCAGACUGGCCCCAAAUUGCACGACCUCGCUGAGUCUCUACCCGUGGCCGAGCGUUACUCGUACAACUACGACGGCAACUGCCAGGAGCUCGACCAUAUCCUCGUCUCCGAGAGCCUUUGGACUUCUCUGUCCUCCUUCGUCCCCGUUCACGUCAACACUUGGGGUGCAUACGCCAGCCGUACCUCUGACCACGAUCCUCUCUACUCCCGCUUCAAGCGCGGCGGUCGCGCUCCGUCUACUACCACGUCCACCGGGAAUACCGAGCCCACCACUACCGCUGACGAGACCACGUCCGUCACGGAACCUACCACCACUUCCGCGGACGAGACCACGUCCACUACCGAAACUACAACCAUCAUUGAGACCACUUCCACCGAGGACUGCGACGACGACGAGACCACCACUCUCGAGCCGACCCCCACUCCCGAGGCAACCACCGUCACCGACACUACUGCUUCCCCUCCGGAGACCACUUCCACUGAGGAAUGUGAUGACGACGAAACCACCUCUUUGGAGCCAACCCCCACUCCCGAGCCCACCACCGUCACCGACACUACUGCUCCCCCUCCGGAGACCACUUCCACUGAAGAAUGUGAUGACGACGAAACCACCUCUUUGGAGCCAACUCCCACUCCCGAGCCCACCACCGUCACCGAGACGACUACUCCCCCUUCGGAGGCCACUUCCACUGAGGAGUGUCACGAUGACGAGACCACAACAACGACCGUUCUGGAGACCGAGACCACGGUCAUCGACGAGCCAACAUCAACCUUCUUCACCACUCAAGAACCCGAGCCCACAUCCGAGACUGAGGUCCCUACUGGCGACCCGGUGACUUACACCACUGUGGUCGAUCCCUCAGCAACCGAGUCUAGCCCCGCUCCCGGGCCCACCGACACCGACACACCCGUCUCGGCUGCAAAGCGCAGAGGUGUCAUUGGCUUGACUGUCACUGGUGUUGCGGCCAUCAUUGCUUUGUUCGCAUUCUAGAUUCCCUAGACAACUGGCGUACUAGAUCUGUAGCUAUACAUAGAUUACCCUUUCAUCACCGCACCUCUUUUUCUAAUAGAUAGAUGCAUCCUAUGACGAUUCCCUUGAGUUCAGUAGAGCGCUGCCAAUAUUACAUAAAAAACCGGCGGUGCCAAAAAAUCGUUUCAAGGGCAUGUAACCCAAACCCUUUAGCCAUGCCUCUUUGCGAUAGUUUUGGGGUCGCCGGUCUGCAUGUGCAUACUUUCUCCCGAUGUGACCUUGGACUCUCGGAUGCGCA